Messenger RNA from Effrenium voratum, 939 nucleotides. Lineage: Eukaryota; Dinophyceae; Suessiales; Symbiodiniaceae. The record is from the annotation of a GenBank genome assembly.
AUGGCGCUUACCAUCGCGGUCCAGAUGGACCAUGUCUCCACCGUCGCGAUCGAGGGCGACACCACGUUCGCCCUGUGUCUCGAGGCGCAGGCGCGCGGCCAUGACCUGUUCCACUACACGCCCGACCGGCUGGCCCUGCGCGACGGAACGGUCAGCGCCUUGCUCGAGCCGCUGACCGUGCGCGACGUCAAGGGCGAUCAUUUCACCCUGGGUCCGGCCCAACGCACGGACCUGUCCCGGAUGGAUGUUGUGCUUCUGCGGCAGGACCCGCCGUUCGACAUGAACUACAUCACGACGACGCAUAUUCUCGAACGCAUCCAUCCGAAAACGCUGGUGGUCAACGACCCGGCCUGGGUGCGCAAUUCGCCCGAAAAGAUCUUCGUCAUGGAGUUUGCCGACUUCAUGCCCGAAACGCUGAUCACCAAGGAUGUCGAUGCGAUAUCCGAUUUCCGGCGCGAGUUCGGCGACAUCAUCGUCAAACCGCUUUAUGGCAAUGGCGGUGCCGGCGUCUUCCAUCUGCGCGAUGGCGACCGCAACCUGACCUCGCUGAUGGAGAUGUUCGGCCAGCUGACCAACGAGCCGAUCAUCGCCCAGCGCUAUCUGGCCGAUGUCCGCGCCGGCGACAAGCGUAUCAUCCUGAUCGACGGAGAGCCGGUGGGCGCCAUCAACCGCGUGCCGCAUGAAAGCGACACGCGCUCGAACAUGCAUGUGGGCGGCAAGGCGCUGGCGACCGAGAUGACCGAGCGCGAGCGCGAGAUCUGCGCGGCGAUCGGGCCGGCGCUGCGGGAGCGUGGCUUCAUCCUGGUCGGCAUCGACGUGAUCGGCGGUCUCAUGACCGAGAUCAACGUGACCUCGCCGACGGGCGUGCGCGAAGUCGCCAAGUUCGGAGGCGCCGACAUUGCGGCGCUUUUCUGGGAUGCGGUCGAAAAGCGGCGCUGA